Messenger RNA from Oenanthe melanoleuca, 2945 nucleotides. RefSeq names its product protein phosphatase, Mg2+/Mn2+ dependent 1J (gene PPM1J). Bases 80 to 1540 code for a protein of 486 amino acids. The record is from RefSeq and is a predicted model, not a curated record. Gene Ontology annotation, biological process: protein dephosphorylation. NCBI's taxonomy places the organism in Eukaryota, Metazoa, Chordata, Aves, Passeriformes, Muscicapidae. Gene Ontology annotation, molecular function: protein serine/threonine phosphatase activity. The transcript is spliced from 10 exons.
CCGCGGCGGGGCGGGAGGCGGGGCGGGGCUCGGCUCGGCUCGGCUCGGUUUGGCCCCGCUCGGUUCGGCCGGGCUCGGGAUGCUGCUGCGGGUGCGCGCUGCCGUGGCUCAGCUGGCGGCGGGGCUGGGCGCGCAGCCCCCCGCAGAACCGCGGGCCGGUGGGGCCGGGUGCGGGGCCGCCCGGGGAUCGCCGCAGCCAGCCGCCUUCUGCCGACCGGCCUUCCUGCAGCUGACCCCCGAGGAGCUGCGCCGCGCCGAUGACCACACCGGGCGGGCGGUGCAGAGCCCCCGCGACAGCCGCGGCCGCCUGCCCUGGAGCACGGGCUACGCAGAGGUGAUAAAUGCAGGGAAGAGCCAGCAUAACGAAGACCAGGCAUGCUGUGAGGUGGUGUUUGUGGAGCAGAGGCCCAGCCCGAGGGGCAGCAGGGAGCUGGAUGGGGGCAGGAAAGGUUUUUACUUCCACUACUGGGCGUUGUUCGAUGGCCAUGCAGGCAGCGGUGCUGCUGUCAUGGCAUCCGAGCAGCUCCACCUGCACAUCUGCGAGCAGCUGCGGGAGCUGGUGGGAAUCCUGCAGGACCCCUCCCCGCCCCCCGUCUGCCUCCCGCACGGCGCCGAGCCCGGCUCUGCGGAUCCCAGCACAGAGGAGCACGGCGAGCUCCCGAACGACGCCCUGCCCCGGUUCCACCUGGAGAAAGCAGUGUCCCACGAGAGCCUGGUGAUCGGAGCCAUUGAGAAUGCCUUCAAGCACAUGGAUGACCAGAUUGAGCAGGAGCGGGCAAACCAGCACCUGGCUGGGGGGUGCUGUGCCCUGGCUGUCAUCUACCUCAUGGGCAAGUUCUACGUGGCCAAUGCUGGGGACAGCAGGGCCAUUAUCAUCCGUAAUGGGGAAAUCAUUGCAAUGUCCAGGGAGUUUACUCCAGAGACAGAGAGGCAGAGGCUGCAGUUUUUAGCACUACUGAGGCCCGAGCUGCUGGGGAAGGAGUUCACUCCCCUGGAGUUCCCCCGCAGGAUCCAGCCCAAGGAGCUGGGCAAGAAGAUGCUCUACAGGGACCAGAGCAUGAAUGGCUGGGCUUACAAAAAGAUAGAAGAGGAUGACCUGAAGUUUCCACUUAUCUUUGGGGAAGGCAAAAAGGCUCGGAUGAUGGCCACAAUUGGGGUCACGAGAGGCCUGGGAGACCAUGACCUCAAAGUGUUCAGCUCCAACAUCCACAUCAAGCCUUUCCUGUCCUGUAUCCCAGAGGUCAGGGUUUAUGACCUCACCCAGUAUGAGCACUGCCCUGACGACGUCCUGGUGCUGGGCACCGACGGGCUCUGGGAUGUCACCAAUGACAAGGAGGUGGCUGCUGUGGUGAUGGAGGUGCUGACGAGCUACGAGCCCAACGACCCCUGCAGGUACACCAUGGUGGCCCAGGAGCUGGUGCUGCGAUCACGGGGGGUACUGAAGGAGCGGGGCUGGCGGCUGCCCAAUGACAAGCUGGGCUCUGGUGACGACAUCUCUGUUUUUGUGAUCCCCCUGGGUGGCCCUGGCAACUACACGUGAUGCUGAAUGAGCCUGGGGCAGCGGGGUUUGCCUGGCCUGCUGGAGACUCUGGGGCACUGGCGCUGCCUCAGGGCCACCCCUCCUCCAGGCACUUGUUUUCUGAGCCAACUGCAAGAAGAGUAAUAAACCUGGAGCCUCAGUCUGUCCAGAGCAUCCCCCUCCACCUGCUCUCAUCCCAGUCCCAGGUGGAGAUGGAGAGGCCUUGGACAGAGUGAACAUUGGGCUUGAGGGGUGUUUUUAUGCUGCAACUUUCUCGACACUGUGAGAAGCCUGAAGGCUCCCUGGCUCCUCAGCACAUCCUUUGCCUCUUGCCACGGCUGUGCUGACUGCAGUCCUGUGUGACACCCUGGGGCUGCUGGGGUGCUCAUAGCUGCUGCAGUCACCCCCAACUCCUGCCCUGUGAUGCUUUGGCCACUGACACUGAAGCUGCUGCUGGAGCUGGGAGCUGGGCUCACACGGGAUGUGACUGGCAGUGAAGUCCCACGGGCAGCUGGGCAAUGCUGUUGUGGCUCCACAAUGGCCAUCGCAGCCUCGUGCUCCCAGUUUUCAGCCCCUCACACCUUCACUCUGUCAUGGACCUUGUCUCAGUCUCCAGUGUGGAGAAGUGACCCAGCUCUGCCGUGCACCCUGAGGAGGGAUAAACCACUGCACUGGCCCUGGCUAUGCCACAGGUUCUACCCCCUUCCUUUCAUGCCUUGGAUCACUGCAGUGCUUCUGGAGCCAAUUAUUUAUUAACUGAGAGCUGAGCUGGAAGAUGUCUAAAUCCUUUCUUGGUGUGGAGUCUAUGAAUGUAUGUCUGUAUUUUGGAGUGGUUCUGAGUUUGCAGCCUCACACAGAGCAGCCCUAUUCAGGUGAGCUUAACAGCUUAGCUGCACUGGAUCUGCUUAGCACAGGGCUGGGAACGCACAGCAAAAGCAGCUUGGUGUGACCAGGGCAGGGAAAGACAGAGCCCAUGUUCUCCUCAGUGAUUUCAGAGCUGCUGCAGAGGGGAACUGGAGCAGUUGAUCUCUGCACAGGAUUUUUGCAUCACACACAUCUCUGACCUGGAGCAUCCAUGACGUCUGAGUGUUGCAUCCUAAACUGUGAGGGAUUUUCCCAUCCUGAGGGUGGGGAUGGGGAGAGCUGGGCCAUGGUCCCUUGUUUGAGAAAGGCUCUGUGGCACCAGUACUUUGUGUUCUGUCACUGGGUGCAGCCAGCUCUUGUCAAGUGUCACCUCUGGGGAAGGUUGUUUGUCUCCUGUAACCAGUGAGAUGUAAAUAAACUGGGUACACAUAAUGGAAAGUGAAAGUUAUGCAGGAGAUUUGAACCUCUUGGCAUCCAUGCUGAAGGGAGCAGGGAGUGGUGCUGGGGCUGGGAGCUUGUCCUUGUGUAGCACUGUGUGUUUAAAUAAAGAUUUUGCCACUGU